This is a messenger RNA of Ilex paraguariensis (yerba mate), 1192 nucleotides long. NCBI's taxonomy places the organism in Eukaryota, Viridiplantae, Streptophyta, Magnoliopsida, Aquifoliales, Aquifoliaceae. The record is from the annotation of a GenBank genome assembly.
CCAGUGAAACGCCCCCCAAGACACAGAGAGAGAGAGAGAGGGAUGGAAGGACAUAACAAGGGAGCUGUAUGUGUAACCGGUGGAACUGGUUUUGUAGCAUCAUGGCUGAUUAUGAAGCUUCUUGAACAGGGUUAUUCUGUCCAUGCAACAGUUAGGUCGUCUGAACCAGACAAGAAGAAGGAUAUUAGCUUCCUCACAAACUUACCUGGCGCAACAAAAAGACUACAAAUUUUCAAUGCAGAUCUCUAUAUUCCAGGCAGUUUUGAUGCAGCAAUUGCGGGAUGCAUUGGAGUGUUUCAUGUUGCUUUUCCCAUGGAUUUUGAGGACAAGGAAACAGAAGAAACAAAGACCAAAAAAGCCAUUGAUGGGACACUAAGCAUUUUAAAGGCAUGCCUUGAAUCAAAGACAGUUAAACGAGUUGUGUGUACUUCUAGUGCAUCCACUGUUUUUGGUCAAAACAAGGGUUUAGAUGUACUUGAUGAAAGCACAUGGACCGAUGUAGAUUUUGUUAGAGCUCUAAAAGUUGUUGGAACUUCAUACACGAUUGCCAAGACUUCAAUUGAAAGAGCAGCUUUAGAGUUUGCUGAAAAACAUGGAUUGGAUCUCGUGACCGUAAUUCCUCCUUUUAUCCAUGGCCCCUUCAUCUGUCCUCGUUUGCCAGACUCGGUGCGCUCAUCAAUGGCUAUGAUUUUUGGUGAUAAGGACCAGUACAAUUAUCUCGUUAAUACAACUUUGGCGCAUGUAGACGACGUGGCCAGUGCACAUAUUUUCCUUCUUGAACAUCCUGAUGCAAAAGGAAGGUACAUAUGCGCAGCAGUCGAAAUAACAAUUCAAGAGAUGGCUAAAUUUCUUUCAUCCAGAUACCCUGAAUAUCAAAUUCCAACUGCCGAUUGUUUAAAGGAGAUCAGAGGGAUUAAAUUUCCGGGCCUCUCAUCAAAAAAACUCCUGGAUAUUGGGUUCAAGUAUAAGCAUGGCCUCGAGGAUAUGUACGAUGGAGCAAUUCAAUGCUGCAAACAAAAGGGUUUUCUCUAGUUCAUGUUUGUUGUUUGAACUACAAAUAUCUGUAUGGCUUAUGACUGAAACAAAUUUUAUCUUCUUUGUCUCUGUUGUGUUUUUUGUUUCCUAUAAGGAAAAUUACAAAUCGAAAAACUUCAAUGAAGUGUUUCAAAUGUAGAAGUGGUUGCAUACAUUU